Molecule: messenger RNA, 4013 nt
Organism: Scophthalmus maximus (turbot)
Lineage: Eukaryota; Metazoa; Chordata; Actinopteri; Pleuronectiformes; Scophthalmidae
Product: amphoterin-induced protein 2-like
Exons: 2
Coding region: 251-1765 (504 amino acids)
Molecular function (GO): protein binding
Source: RefSeq, a predicted model, not a curated record
CUCCUCUUCCUCCUCCCCUUCUUCCACCUCCCUCUCCUCCUCUUGGCAGCAUCCACUCUCAUAUUGUUGGCGUGCCGGCUGCUGCUCAGGUCCGUAUUUACUCUGUCAGGACCCGGACGACCCCUCCCACGGCGACGCGCAACCCGACCUGCAGUUCACAAAAGCCAGCCAUUAUCAGAUGCUUGUAAAGCUGACAUGUGUACACCCAGCGAGACUGUGACCUGAGAUCCCACCCUGAGGGAAGACCAGGAUGCAACCCAUCGCAUCACAGCCUUCAGGCCAGACCAGUGUUGGAGGAUGCCAUUGCAACCCUCCAGCUGCAGCCUUGCUGCUCCUCCUGUGUCUUGGCUUCCCCACCUCUGUGGCUGUUUGCCCACCCUAUUGCCUUUGCGCCAGUGAUAUAAUUUCCUGUAGCGGCCUCAAUCUGUCCAAGCUGCCCUCUGGUCUACCGAGCUACGCCACACGGUUGGACCUGAGCCACAAUGCUCUCACUGCCCUGUCAACAGAUUGGAUUCCCCAACAAUUUCACCGACUCGCUACACUGGUUCUCAGUCGAAACUCCAUAAACCAAAUUGAGGCAAAUGCUUUCAAUGCCACGCCACAUCUCCUGCACCUGGACCUCUCAUCCAACCGAAUAACAGUGCUGAACGUGUCCCUCUUCACUGGGUUGAAGGAACUGAAAGAGCUGCUGCUAUUUGACAACCAGAUUGUCCAGAUCAACCCAGGGGCCUUAGAUGAUCUUCAUAGUCUGCAGAGGCUCUACCUCUCUGGGAACAAACUGAAGGCUUUCCCCCUUGGGCUUUAUUGGGAACCUGGAGGGCCUCGUAACCUGACCUUUCUUGAUCUGUCCUACAACAGGCUCACUAAGUUGCCUGUUCAGAGUCUGCUGUCUCUCACUCGCCAAGGUAGAAUUUAUCUGCAGGAAAAUCCUUUGGUCUGUGACUGUGCUUUACUCGCCUUGCUCGAGUACUGGUUGUGGAAACAGUAUCGCCCCCUGGUGGAUUUCAGAGGCGAAUACCCUUGUAGGGAGGAUUCAGGACCAGGGCCUACUUGUAACCAGCAGGGAGUGUCGGACAUGCCCCUUGAGUCACAGACUUACCAAGAGGAGCCAGGUAAAUGGCUGAGAGUGCCAUGUCCAGGGUUGGGGUCUUCUGCACAGGAGGAUCUGGUGGUGUUCUGGCUUACCCCACGGACUGUAGUCAAUUCAUCAACCGAUGAUCCAAGUGCCCACUUAAUAGUUCUCCCCAAUGGCACCCUUGAAAUCCGAGGAGCACUCGUGGAGGAUUCUGGUACUUAUGGGUGUGUAGCGGCCCGCCAGCGACACUAUGACCCCUACACGUCUUUUGAGGUCAACGUGGUGGUCGGAAACGUGAGCACCGCCUCUGCCAUUGGCUCGGUACGUCGCAGUGGCACAGAGCAUUUCAACACCGCAUUCACCACACUUGCCUCCUGUGUGGUUAGCAUUGUAUUGGUGCUGCUUUAUCUCUACCUCACCCCCUGUCGGUGCAGAGAGAGCCGGGGUGGAUCAAGAGGGUGCGGGGGACGAGCUAUCAUCCUCUGUUCAGACCCCAGAGAGGUAGAGUCAGGACAGCAGUGGUCAAAUGGAAAGAGGGUGGCUUUUUUAGAGCCGCAGGCAGAGGACUCCAAUAUUGGCAGCCCAAAAACACCAGCAGUGAACUUGGAUCAUUCUACUAUUGAGGGAAUUCUCAAGAAUGGAAGUAGGACAGUGGGACAGAGCCCCAUAGACCCUGAUCACAUGGCAUAGCAAGAACCUCUUACACACUGUAUUCUCACAGUCUCAACCCAAAUGUUUUUUUUCAGUGUCUUGGUUCAGUACACAAUGAAAAAAAAAUCUAUUUGAUGUAAUCUAGUGUACUGUGAGUCUUGUGAAGUACUUUUCCCACUGUAGACUUUGGGUUGUUGUUCUGAUGCAGCAGUUGCGGCCCUUGCGUAGGCAGAAUUUCAAUCAUAUCUCGACUGUGUCGUAAUUGGCGUCUGUUUUUUACAUUAAGAGUUCAUAUGGAAAUUUUCUCAGUUACCAUGAGGAAAUUGUCACCGCAAAGAUCACAAAGAGCAUAUAGAUGUGGGAGGAUUUUUAAAUUGGGCCGAGAGGAAUUCACACCUGAUUUGAUAAGCUGCUAGAGGCACUGCUGGUUAUCAUGCAGUAUGUAUUGUGAAUACUGCCGUCACUGAGCCCCUUGUUAUUUUUAACCAACAGUCUCCUACUGUGGAGCAUAUCAUUUUCAAAACAUGUCAUAAGUGUCAUAAACUUACUGUAUCUCAACUUUGAUAUUUUCAAGGUCAAACAUUGUUUUCUACAUGCUGCACUCAAAUGACCUAUUCUAACCUAACCUAAUCUUAUAUAACCCUGUGAAUGUUUCCCCCUCCCUUUUUUUAACAAAGAAAUAAUACAAAGUGAGACAAGUAUUUGGACAGGGACACGAUUUGAAUAAUUUUGGCUAUGUACAGUACAUCAACUCAGUGGAUUAGCGAAAGUCAUCAAGAUAAGCCUUUAAGCUUUAAUUCAAGGGGUUUAACAAAAAUACAGCAUCAACUGUUUAGGAAUCACAACAAUGUUUUUUAUAUAUAGUCCCUCCAUUUUCAGACUCUCAAAGGUAAUCGACAAAGUAAUCGAUCACAGCCGACUUGAUGACUGUCAACAGUGCAUGGAGCUAUGGUGUCAGUUCAGAUGCAGCCUACUGCUGCAAAACCGAUUUGACAAUACUUCACAAUACAGAUGGACGAUGAAUCAAAACUGCGAAACCAAGGCAUGGCAAUGGAAUGUUCUUCAAUGACAAUCAAAGCAGCAACUGCAGGCAGCUGCUACAGUACAAAGGCCUGGCAAAGCAUCUGAGGGGAGUAAACUGCAUUUAACUCAUGGCUUCCAGACCUCAUGCAGUCAGCGAUCGCAGAGCUUUUCAUCCAAGUGUCAAAGAUAAUCCUUGUAUUUAUAGAUAGUUUGUCCAAUUAUUUUUCAGUCUCUGAAAAUAGUGGGACUAUAUACAGUAUAAAAAUGUAUGUAUUUCCUGAACAGUUAAUGCAAUAUCUUGAAUUGAAGCUGAAAGUCUUCACUCCAUUCACAUCAUUGAGAACCUCACUGUCCACAGUAGUUAGGGACACUGUAGUAACCUAUUGCAUUGCUUUUAGGUGGAAAUCCACAAUAUGAUCAGUUAGAAAGGAAAGCGAAAAAAGAAAGUAAGGUACACAGACUCGUAUUUAAUCAGACUAAAUGCAUUUGAUGGACUCAAAUGUGGUGGAAUGCUCCUGUAAGUUGUGGUUCACUCAAAUGACAAGCGACGUACAGUAUUUUCUCACUUCUCUACAGUUGCAGAGCUGCGCUGAUCAUCAACAGUUUUACUAAAAAUGAGUAAUGUGAAAGGGAUCACCUGUGAAACGGACAAUUGGUCAUGACUGAAACCACACACAAAAUUCCUCCAUUGGAUUUGAGGCAAAAACUUUUGUGUGUCACAUCUAAUCUGAUUGAUCACCAUAUCAAAAACAAUGUCUGUAAUGAAAUAGGUUGUCUGUAAGAAAUAUUACAGACAACCUGAUCCCUCCUUCCCAUUCAAAUUGGACUUCCCUGCUCACCUUCCACUCUCGUUGUUACUCAAACCCACAGCUUUACACACAGCAGAUUCAUGGGGGAAUUGAUCCUCAUCGGUUCAGACAGGAGUGUAGUUUGGGCUCAGGGACGAAGCCCCAGUCAGCCCAGAUCAGUGUCACAGAAAUCAAAAAGAGGUAUGCCAGCUCGCCCCAAGCCCCAAGUGACCUGCUUUCCUUUGUCCUCUUCGUCUGAUUUUAUAGCUGUCUGGAAUCAUGUCCAAGUGCCAAGAGGCUUGUUAUAGUUUCCCCGGCCAUACCUGUACACACUGUCUGAAUAUCGACUUCUAUCGUAUAUUUCUUUUGUUUUGUGAGACACAGGGUAAAUUUUAAGUAGAGGCAGUGAAAGCAAAACUUUGUCAAGACUACAAUGACUGAUAUUUGUAGAAAUGAAAUAAAAUGUUGAAAUUUUG